AGGACGCGCUGACCAUGUUGACCACAUUGGCGUGGACCACCGUGAAGUGGGUGAGGCGCCGCGGGGCGAUGCGCAGCGUGCUCAGGGUCGCAGGGGGUGCUGGAGCCUAUCUCAGCUGCAUUCAGGCGGAAGGCGGGGUACACUCUGGACAAGUCGCCACCUCCAGUUUUUCAAUAAUCCAAUGACCAAAACAUACACUGACCAAUUACCCACAAUGUGGAUGGUUAUUUAGAUAACAAAUCUAGUAUCAUGUUUAAAAGUAAAACAGACAAUGCAGCGUUCUCAACCAAUUAACACUUGAAUUUACAAUAAAUACAAUAACACGUGACGUACAAAUUACAUCACACACAUGAAAGAGUUAUUUUCAAAUGAACCACAGCCAGCAUGCUGUUGCACUGCUUACUGCAGGUAUAACAUUCACCAAUAGAGUGUGCUAAUGUGUUUUUUUUUAAAUAUUUUCAGACAGGAUUCACACGUUUCCAAAAUAAUAGGUACAGUAAUAAUCAUAUUUUAACUGACACAAUCUGAGAAAUGUGUGUUUGAUACUGUAUUGUAGUUUGCAGUAGCAAAUGACUGCACUGCUUGAUUUUGAGAAGUGUUACUAAUAUUGUUACUUUGUUACUAUUGUUACUUUCUAUUCUAUUCUAUAUGUUACCCCUUUUUUUGAAGCUAAACUAGGAUAACCAAAAACCCGCGAGGAUGUCCCGCUCUGCAGCCAAAGCGCAAGCUGACAAAAGUAAGGCCCCUGCCCGGGUGAGCCCACCUCAGCCCAAUGAGCCGGAGGAGGAAGACAUUAUUCCUGGUUGUCUAACUCGGAGCCAAUGGAUGGAUAUGUUGAGCCGUGAGGAAGCAGAAGAUUUAGUUGGCGAGAUAAUGGCUGAAUUGAUGACCCGGGUCAUGGAAGGCUGUUACAAUGUGCACAUUAAAAGACAGGUAGCAUCCUUCACUGCAUUCUGGGCCAAAGUUUACUUCAUACAAACUUUGGAGCAUCACCUCAUGUGCCGAGAUAAAUGGGAAGAUGCGAUGGAAUUAACCAGAACAGAGGACUCUGAACCAAGGCCAAUCACUCCAGAUGUCUGGUCUGAAGGAUGCUUCCCAGUAAUACAUGGAAUGCCUCAAGCUGAGCCUAUACCACCCAAGAUUAUUAAGAAAUCUGAUAUCUGCAAAUCCCUUGGACCACCUGAACCUAGAACAAGCCAGCAAAAUAAUCCUGUGCCGCAAAAAAGCGUCUCUCCAAAGCCAUCUGUUGCCAAAAUAAGUCCUGGCAGGUCUGUCGGUGGUGAGAAGAUAAGUAACGAACCAAGUCCUCGCCCCAAACAAGACACUCAUCCUAAGAAAAAGCAAAAAGCUUGUUUGCCCCCAAAACUUGCCCCUGAGACUGUUCUGCCACCCGUGUCUUGUUUGGCAGGAAAACUGGAAAACAAGGGUGACAAUAAAGUCUCUUCUGUUUCUAAACAUACAGCCGGGUCAUCACAACAACAACACAAAAGUCGAUCCGUACGGAAGCCUGAGCAUAAUUCAAUGGCCAAUUACUGGAUCACUCCUCAGUAUGAGAUUGUGAACAAAAGGAGAAAAUCUGUCAAAAAAAGUGAACUUCCCGAACCACAGCAGUCUGACAUCAUGGAAACUUCAUGGAAUUCUGCUAGCAGUGCUGAACCAGCAAAACCUGCAAGUAAGACAGGUGUUCAGCGGGGGAAGUUGUCUCCCAUAAAGGACGAGAUUGUCACGAGAGCUCUGAGGUUGGACACCAUGCAUUUAGCAAAAGGUGUUUCUCUCAUUGAUCGUCAGAGAACAACAGCGGGCCCGGUGGCGUUCACGUCCCAAGCUCAGUCUGCCAAGCUGCGGCCGAUACAAACUGAUGCCGUAAAAUCACAAUUUUCCGUGGAUCAGUUGACCGCCGGUCCUCCACCUCAGGUUAUACCAUGUUUGAAGCGGCCCGAGAAAUUUGACUUUUGAUAAAAAUAAUAUGGAGAAUUGAAGAUACACAAAUAGAUGUGCAUACAUUUUGGCUGUAAAGAGCAAAAUCAAGACAGUAUAUAUACUCAGUGUCAGCGCUAGGAAUUUAAAAAAAUGGGGGUCCUGGGACCCCAUCAAGUCAUAGAAAUGGGGGUCCCACUUUUUUGUAACCGUUUUGAAAACAAAUGAUAAAUGUAUGCAUUAUCCUGUUUUAUCUCACAUUCUAUAUUGUGUUUCGGAAAAAGGUUGUCAUAAACGUUACUUAAUUCCUUAAAAAAAUAAUACAAAAGAAAACCACAUUUUUAUGCAUAUGCACAUUUAUUCAGUUAUAAACAUUCAUUCACUUUCUUCUUUCCUUCAUGGAUCUAAACUUUACCGCUGUCGCCCCAAAAUCAAAGUUCUCUGGCUGACGAGGACCACUGACACAUCUCAUCUCUGCAUAUUUUACUAGAAUACACUUAUG
Molecule: messenger RNA, 2419 nt
Organism: Nerophis lumbriciformis (worm pipefish)
Lineage: Eukaryota; Metazoa; Chordata; Actinopteri; Syngnathiformes; Syngnathidae
Source: RefSeq, a predicted model, not a curated record